GUUUACUAUCAUAUUUUGCACAAAAUGCCGAGUUGCUCAGCACAAAAGUGUUCUAAUUCGUCGAAAAAACAUUUUAAAAUGUGUAUGUUUCCAUUUAAUGAUCCAAAAAGAUGUGCAAUAUGGAUAUCUAACGUUAAUAGAGAAAAUUGGACACCAAAUAAAUAUUCGGCGUUGUGUCAGGUACAAUAUUUUGCCCCUGAAAUGUGGGAAAAUCGUCAGGAUCUAUUGAAACUGAAAAGAAAUGCAGUGCCAACUUUGUUUGGAGAUACAAUUGCAAAAAAAGAUAUAGUUGAAACUGCCGAAACACCUACUCUAGCUACUAUUGAAGAAGACAUUACAAUAUUGGAUAAUAGAUCUAUAUCACCAGCCAAUAUAAGUGAUAAUGAUAAGGACAGUGAAAUACAUUCUAACAGCAUAGAUACAUCUGAAAGAAAAGAAUUAAUGAUAGAAGAGAACACUUCUAGUUCGUGUACUGACAAUUCAGAAUCUUUAAAACGACAAAUAGAAAAGUUGCAAAAACGUAAUGUGAAAUUAGAGCAGAUUUACAGAAAAACUAAGAAAAAAUUAAAAAAUGCGGAAUAUAAAAUUAAACGUCUUAACGAAAAGGUAAAUGGGAAUCAGAGUAAUAUAAUCAAAGCAUGCCGUAAAGUAUUGAACACUGAUCAAUUACAAUUAUUAACAAGAAACUAUAAAAAGAUGCCAGUUUGGAGUAAUAAGACUAUCGAAAAGGCACUAAGAUUCCAAUUUACCUGCGGUCGUUCAGGGUAUGAAGAAUUACUUCGUCAUAUGCCUUUACCCUCUUUACGAACUUUAAGACGACGACUGCAAAAUUUAAAAUUUAAUAGCGGAAUUUUGAAAGAAAUUUUUGAAUUUCUGAAACUUAAAAUAGCCUGUUUCAAAGAUAAAUUAGAUAAACAUUGUAUACUAGUAUUAGACGAAAUGAGUAUAACUCCAUCCGAAAUAUUUGAUACUUCGACAAAUACUUUUAUGGGUUACGCAACAUUAGGUAACCAUGACAAUGAAAAGAAUCCCAGAUAACACAAGCAUUUUCUACGAAUAUUCUAUAAAUAUUUUUCGGGAAUAUUAGAAUAUACUCAGAAUAUGCUAAUAAGAUGGAAA
Vollenhovia emeryi is the source of this 1119-nucleotide messenger RNA. Its product is annotated as THAP domain-containing protein 1-like. The record is from RefSeq and is a predicted model, not a curated record. Lineage: Eukaryota; Metazoa; Arthropoda; Insecta; Hymenoptera; Formicidae. Gene Ontology annotation, molecular function: sequence-specific DNA binding. The transcript has 4 exons. Bases 25 to 1038 code for a protein of 337 amino acids.